AUGGGAAGGCACGUGGUAAAACACACCGGUGAGAAACCCUACAUGUGUGGGGAAUGUGGAUACAGAACAACUAAAAAGUCUGACUUAUUCCGACACAUGAGAACCCAUACAGGAGAAAAACCCUACAUGUGUGACCAAUGUGACUAUUCUGCAAUAGACAAAUCCACUUUGGCCCAACAUCUAGCAAAACACACUGGUGAGAAACCCUACAUGUGUGGGGAGUGUGGGUACAGGACCGUUAGAAAGUCUCACCUAUCCGAUCACAUGAGAACCCAUACAGGAGAAAAACCCUACAAGUGUGACCAAUGUGACUAUUCUGCAGCACGGAAAUCCACUUUGGACAAUCAUGUUAUGAAACACACCAGUGAGAAACCCUACAUGUGUGGGGAAUGUGGAUACAGGACAACUAGAAAGUCUGACAUAUCCCGACAUAUGAGAACCCAUACAGGAGAAAAACCCUACAAGUGUGACCAGUGUGACUAUUCUGCUGCACAGAAAUCAAGUUUGAACAAACAUCUCGCAAUGCAUGCUGGUGAGAAACCCUACAUGUGUGGGGAGUGUGGGUACAGGACAGCUUACAAGUCUCACCUAUCCGAACACAUGAGAACCCAUACAGGAGAAAAACCCUACAAGUGUGACCAGUGUGACUAUUCUACAGCAUGGAAAUCCACUUUGGACAAUCAUAUUAUGAAACACACUGGAGAAAAACCCUACAAGUGUGACCAGUGUGGAUACAGAACAGCUCGCAAGUCUGACGUAUCUAAACACAUGAGAACCCAUACUGGAGAAAAACCCUACAUUUGUGGGGUGUGUGAAUACAGGGCAACUCGCAAGUCUGACUUAUCUGAACAUAUGAGAACCCAUACAGGAGAAAAGCCCUACAAGUGUGACCAGUGUGACUAUUCUGCAAUAGAAAAAUACACUUUUGCCCAACAUGUAGCAAAACACACUGGAGAAAAACCCUACAAGUGUGACCAGUGUGACUAUUCUGCUGCACGGAAAUAUGAUUUGGACAUCCAUCUUGCUAAACACACUGGUGAGAAACCCUACAUGUGUGAGGAGUGUGGGUACAGGACAGCUGACAAGUCUCACUUAUCCCGACAUAUGAAAACUCAUACACAUCACUACUAACUAGGACAGCUCAGAAGUCCUACAAGCGAAAUUUCACACUCUUUGGACCUAUGUAUAGUGAAACUCUUAAACAAUGUACAAAUAUAAAUAAUUGUUAUCACGUUUUUUUGUAUUGUAUGAUGUAUUGCUUACUGAGGUCGUACCAGAUAUGCUUGUUAUCAUGUAUAUACAGGAUAGACUUAACUUUCAUUUAUAUUUAUAGAUAAAAAACCCGAAUGUUUUACUUGUUAU
This is a messenger RNA of Branchiostoma belcheri (Belcher's lancelet), 1362 nucleotides long. Its product is annotated as zinc finger protein 569-like. Gene Ontology annotation, biological process: regulation of transcription by RNA polymerase II. The coding region runs from base 1 to 1131 and encodes 376 amino acids. Gene Ontology annotation, molecular function: RNA polymerase II transcription regulatory region sequence-specific DNA binding; DNA-binding transcription factor activity, RNA polymerase II-specific. Gene Ontology annotation, cellular component: nucleus. The transcript has 3 exons. The record is from RefSeq and is a predicted model, not a curated record. Lineage: Eukaryota; Metazoa; Chordata; Leptocardii; Amphioxiformes; Branchiostomatidae.